GCGCGCGCUAUUUAAAGGGAAAGGCCCCGCCGGGAAAGAGGUCGUCGUCUCUUCAGAAUCCGGCCGGUGUUUAGGCCAUGAGAGAGACAGAGGCAUGAUCUGGUCCGUUUUUUAGGGCAGAAGAGCUGCGGCUUCAUCGUUUUCCGGUUGCGAUCGAACGGGGAAGGCGGAGGAUUAUUACAUUGCUGCGCGAGAACCGGCGGUGAAGAAGACGAGCGAGAGUGCGUGAUUCUUCGGCGUUCUGGCGUGUCUUCGGUGAAAAGUUCGCGAGGCGGUGAGCGAUCGGAGGCGUUUUGCUAUCGGUCGUCGAGGAAUUUGAGGUGUUGGAGAAGGAUCGCCGUUCUCAGGCGUUGCGGCGUUGCUUCUGGCGAAAAAGUGACAGAUCACUGCUUUCUCCGGCAGCCUGGCGGGUUCUGGGUCGAAGCAUCGGGGUAGAGGGAAGUUCAUCGUCGGCGGACGGAUUUUUGUCAUUUAGGUGUGGGAUCGAGGAGGCGGCAACAUCUUUCAUAAGAUACGAGUCGGAGGAAUGAAGCCUAGUUCGCGAUAUUGCUUUCUUUGGAGAAAAAACUUCGAACCGGGGGGAAAUGCCACCGCCUGAGAAGCGCCUUCCUGUUGGUGUUCGGAGCCUAUCUAGUUGAUGCGUUGGACUCGGUUCUUGCAGAAUGCCUGAAGGGUGUAUCCGUUUCCUUGCAGCAGGCCCGAAGCGUUCAGUAUCUAUCAGCAGCUUUGUUAGCAACUUUUUCGUGGUUUUUGCUGCCAAAUUCUAGCUUAUAUUUACGCUCAGGUGUUUGCUAGAGAGAACAAAAGGAUGUGUCUUUUGUUAUUGUCUGCAAAGGGGCCUCCUAUCAAACGAAGGGCUGGUCUACGAAUGAAACAAGCUGGUAGGGGAUCGUAUCGAGGUAGCUAGAGACGGCACCUUGGUUGACAGCGAAAUUUGAAGUUUAUGGGCGGCAGAGAAGUUUGUUUUCUUAGAGCUUUUAUAGUUUAGCUGAGGCUUUGCAUUAAACUGGUUAGAGCCUUUCCCCGCUCCGAUAUACACAAAAUGGAGAUGAGUCGCAUGACCGUGCAUCUGCUCCUGAGAAGUAUUUGCAACGAUAGCGGAUGGAACUAUGCAGUCUUCUGGAAGCCUAAGAACCCACACUGCAUGCUGCUGACAUGCAGUGAGGCUUACUAUAAUUUCCCAGAAUCUCCGAAUGUAAAUAGCGCAGAUGCGGGUUCAUGCUUAUACAGAAACGAAUUGAAUCAUUCUGGCGGCGCUGUGAGUGGAUAUUAUGGAUCUGAUCUUCAAGUAACGAUCGCAAAUAUGUCACACCAUGUGUAUUCUCUGGAAGAAGGUGUGAUUAGCCAAAUAAUGAAGUCCGGGAGGCACCAUUGGGCUUUGGCUGAAAAGGAUCCUAAUUUCGUCGAAAAUUCUGAACUGUCACAUGGGCUUCCAGAUGAGUGGAGAAUCCAAUUUGCAGCUGGUAUCAAGACAAUGGUGCUCGUACCUGUGAUGCCAUAUGGUCUGGUGCAGCUUGGCGCCCUAUCAACAAUGAGAGAGGACGUGCAGCUGGUGGACCACAUUAGGUCUUUAUUUAUCCAUCUUCAUCUUCCAUCUGAGGUGGGAUUUACGGUCUCCUCAGUGGGUUGCCUGCCCGAAAUGCUCAUUCUAGGCUCUGGUUUACCUGCAAGCUCGGCAACUUCAUAUACAGCCUAUAACCUUUCACAGCAAAAACCUUGGGAGACACUGUUUGAGAAGGCCCCUGGUCUGGCAACUUUAGACGCAGACCAGGCGAUAAAGAGUAGCUUGUUGAAUAGCGAAUUUUCAAAUUUACCAAUGUUGACUGUUGAGGAUGAUCCUGAGAUGUGGCACAAGGGUUUGUACGCCUGUAAAUUUGGUCCAGGUGGUGGGCAUGGUUCAGACGAUGAGAUGGUGACGGAUUUGGUACCAACAGCUUUAGCUGAAUCUUCACAUAUGCAAAGUUGGCAUAUGGAAGACAAUUCCCUAUAUGUGACUGCGGCCCUGCUGAAUGAUGAGACCCAACUUUGCAACAACAUAGAAGCCGGCCCACAAUCUAGAUGCGAUACACCUGAUCAGAAUUUUUUUGCUGAAAUCCCGUAUACAUCUCACACGUUGGACAAAAAUCUUGAGCAAAAUCUGAUCUGCAACGUCACUUACGCUUCACAUUCGGGAAGCCAAACGUUCCUUGAUGAUACAUGCAGUUUCAUGUCUGAAGAAAGCGCUUAUCAACUUUUUGGAAGGGGAUAUACUGUAGAGAUGGCCGAGGCAAUUGCUGAUGACACCUUCAAGUUUCCGAAUGAUUCUGAACUACAUAAAGCACUUGGACAGACGUCAUGUCAAGAAAGGGCGUCUUAUUUCUGUCUUGGCGCUGUUGCAAAUCUUGAUGGUUCUAGCACUGGAAGCCCUACGGUUGAUAGGUUCAUUUUACAAGAAAGUGCUUCUGACUUGCUUGGGGAAAUCAAAGAGUGGUUAAUGGAUGGAAGCAAGUCAGAGCACCUUUUAGAUGCCGUUGUGGCUGAUGCGUGCAUUUCCCUAAAAAAUGAAGCUGCUUCUCAGCCGACUUCAGCUAAACCAUCUGAUGGCUCAUUUGUAGGCUGUGGUCUUUACUCUGAAACACAAGAUGAUGUGCCCGAUUCUGUGGCUGAUGACGCAGUUAAGAAUUUUCCACUUAGAUCGACGGAUGUUAAACCUUCUAGUCACAUCCAGGAGGCGGCUCUUGCUUAUCGUAAAACUCAAACUCAAAGCAAUGGCAUUCAGAGCGACUUUCUGCUGCAUGAUCUGGAACCCUGGAGCUAUCCACGUCGUGGCUUUAUCUCUUGGUCUGAAGAAUCGGCAACCAUACCACCGCCUGGGCCGCAAACUGACGACCCAAAGAGAAUAAACGCAGGAUCUGUAUUGUCUAAGGACGAAGUCAAGUUACCGAAAUCAAAUAAGAAGAAGAGUAAGCCUGGUGAAAGCGGUAGGCCAAGGCCAAGAGACAGACAACAGAUCCAAGACCGCAUUAAAGAGCUGAGAGAGAUUGUACCAGAAGGAUCUAAGUGCAGCAUCGAUGCGCUCUUUGAACGAACCAUCAAGCAUAUGUUGUUCUUGCGAAGUGUCACAAACCAUGUGGAUAAGUUGAAGAAAUGCGCACGGCCAAAGGUUGUUAAUGAUGAAGGUUCUAACUCUCUUCAUUCGAAAGGUGCGACCUGGGCUGUUGAGUUGGGAAGCCAGUCUGGUUCAUGCCCACUGAUCGUGGAGAAUCUGAGUCAUCCUGGUCACGUGCUCGUUGAGAUGCUCUGUGAAGACCAGGGGUUAUUUCUAGAGAUAGCUCAGGUGAUUAGGAACUUAGGGAUGACUAUCCUCAAAGGAGUUACAGAGACUCGAGAAGAUAAGUUAUGGGCUCAUUUCAUCAUUGAGGUUAGCAGAGGCUUUCAGAGAAUGGACAUACUUUGGCCAUUAAUGCAACUCUUCCAGCCCAGACAUAACGCUACAUUAAGCAAAUUUUAAUCAGCUGCCGAGUAGUUUAACCUAGCUCACCUGCCUUUUAGCUCUCUGUGAUUCAUAUACUGAUUUUGUUUAGGCCAAACAGCACCAGAAAGUCUCAUUUCACAACCUGUAUGCGAUAAUAUACUACCAAUGAUUCAUGUAUAACUUAGAAUCAACUAUUUGUCGAACUUGUUUGGCUGUACAACGUAGGCCACAAAAGAAUGAAGACAUGUAACUUCCGUUUAUUGUUAGUCGGUGCCCGGACCACCAAUGCUCUCCUAACCUCCCAAAAAUGAGGAACCAAGGCUUCUCUGCUUGCUUCCGUGUAUACGGCCUUCUAAGAGCUUUCAUGGAGGAGACUCGGCCAACAGCAAAGUGUGCCACCACCCGCAGGCAACCUUCGUUGGAUGGCAAUCAAUGAGUGGAACUUGAGAAGGGAUGCUGCGGUCGAUCACGUCACCCAAGCCAAGCUGUGCUUCACAAGUUAAAAGCCUUUAGAUUUCUCGCAAAGGCGUGAGACACAAACUCCGACAGUAAAGGGAGAAUGCAAGGUGCCGUUGCAUGAGUUUUCAUACCUGCCCGUACUUGUUCCAUCCCCAGCUGAAUACGUCUCCUUCCUCUGUAUCAAGAAAUGUCUCCAGUUAGAAUUCUUCUGCUUUCAUUUUCUCA
This is a messenger RNA of Nymphaea colorata (pocket water lily), 4138 nucleotides long. RefSeq names its product transcription factor LHW-like. Bases 1043 to 3490 code for a protein of 815 amino acids. The transcript is spliced from 11 exons. Gene Ontology annotation, biological process: regulation of DNA-templated transcription. The record is from RefSeq and is a predicted model, not a curated record. Lineage: Eukaryota; Viridiplantae; Streptophyta; Magnoliopsida; Nymphaeales; Nymphaeaceae. Gene Ontology annotation, molecular function: DNA-binding transcription factor activity; protein dimerization activity.